Daldinia vernicosa is the source of this 1602-nucleotide messenger RNA. RefSeq lists its product as uncharacterized. The transcript has 2 exons. The record is from RefSeq and is a predicted model, not a curated record. NCBI's taxonomy places the organism in Eukaryota, Fungi, Ascomycota, Sordariomycetes, Xylariales, Hypoxylaceae. Bases 260 to 1012 code for a protein of 250 amino acids.
UCCGAACAGAUAAUCCGCCAUAAUCCGUACCUCCAGUAUCGCCUCUCACAUCACCCUAAUAAACAACUUGCCUAAGCCAACAUGCAAUACUUCCUCCUCCCUUCCAUCUCGUCUCAGCUCCCACCCAAACCUCUUUAUCUUCGUCUAUAAUCGCCUCUGGGCUUUCUAUUCAUCCCCUCCCCGGCCCAAGCGAAACCCGUCGACGUAGAAACCUGCAUCUUCUCCCCAGGGUUUCUCGUGUGCUCCACACAGCCUGCAGAUGCCAUCCGUAACGCCCUUCGAACCACCCAUGCUCUCCCCGAGUAAGAAGAGGAGGCAUGAUGACGACCCCAGCCAGGUGCAGGUGCAAUUAACAUCCCAACACGAGUCGACGAAUCUUCUAUCCGCUAUUAACAAUAAUGAACGCUUCAUAUUCCCCACAUCGGCCCGAGGCGCUGCUUCCCUGCUGAAUAUGCCUCGGAAGAUGAUACCUCUACCUGUGAACAAGAGAUUCCGGCUUGUUAACGACAACGAUGGACAUCUACAUUCGCAUAACUCCUACUCCCACGCGCACCCCGAGUCCCCGGCGCCUACACCAUCGCCACACCACACUAAACUAGGCACAAGUCUCAGAAUAGGGCCCUCCAACUCACAAUCCCUCUUAAGUCCCUGCCAUAUCUGCCACCGGAAACCCACCAAGAAAUCCGACCUGGACUCCUUCGCCGACUGCCUCGGCUGCGGACAGCGGUCCUGUUUCGUGUGCCUGCGCGCGUGUCGGAGCUGGCUCGCAUCCUCAGAAGAAGAUGACGACAGCCUAUCUGCGUCCUUCACCAUGCAGGAUGUAGAUGACAUCACCUCCGAGUCCUCCCCCGAGGCGAACCAGAAACAAAGAAACGGAGGCGGUACCGGGCCUGACUCGAGCUGGAUCGGCCGCGGCCAUCGGGAGCUGAUCUGUAGCCGGUGUUGCGUGGAGCGCGGGGCUGAAGGCGACGUUGUAUGUUUGGGAUGCUUGGCCGGCAUGGAGGGGGCGUAGGAUGCCUCGACUGACGAGCAAGAGCAAGACCAAGAGCAACAUUAAUUAAUCCACUCACCAUUCAGACGAAACUACCACCCCAACACCCGACACCAGGUACGAUAUCCGUGCGAGCUUGGAAGGAGGGAAAUAAUAUAGUUCGGUACCGGGCGGGACGGAACUAGGGAGGGCCCUAUCUGGAGGGCUCGCGGAAACUUAAGGCAUGGUCACGGCGCUAUGGGGGACAUGACAUCGCAUCGCAUCGCAACUUAUUUUAGCAUAUGAAGUAUUUUAGCAUAUGACUUCGCGAAGAUAUCAUUCAUAUCCGCAAGCUGCGGGUGCGUUUUAUUAUUACUUAGCCGUGAAAGAGGAAGAGAAGAGAGAAGCGUACAUAGCAUGCUUGCUUGGGGUUUGGUACCUUACCUUACCUACCCUACUGUAAUUUAGAAUAAUUUAGUGCCUAGCUUAGGAAGUUGGUCGAGUAGCACGGCCGACUAGGCGGGACGGAACGGGAUGGGAUGGGACGGGUCGGGAUAGGGCUGUUUGUAUCGGCGCCCGCACAUCAUGUAACUAGUAGACACGCACGAAACAAGACGACUUUGAUGACGACG